Aspergillus costaricaensis CBS 115574 is the source of this 898-nucleotide messenger RNA. RefSeq lists its product as uncharacterized. Bases 135 to 665 code for a protein of 176 amino acids. The transcript is spliced from 2 exons. Lineage: Eukaryota; Fungi; Ascomycota; Eurotiomycetes; Eurotiales; Aspergillaceae. The record is from RefSeq and is a predicted model, not a curated record.
UUUCUGCCUUACUCGAUCCCUGUUCAGGAUGUGAUCGAGUCAGGCUAUGGGCUGAGACUGGAGAUUCGGGCAACGAUAAUGGCUUGGAAGACGGGACAGAAGAGGCGAGAUCAACCCUCGAUGUGUGAGAUCUCAUGAAGCCCACCAACUGGCUGGGACUGCGUAGGCCCGGUUGGCCAGGGCAUCUGAACGCUCGUUAUCCUUGUUUGGGCCGAUCCUUCGGUGUAUUGACAGCUAGGAAGGACUGCCUAUACGUGCAAUUCACCAAGUUUCGGACAGCCCGCCACAGGCAGGCCUGGGCGUCCUUCAAAAGCGAGUCUGGAACGGCGUUUAGCCAGCCGCUGGGCCAAAUAUCAGCUCGUUGUCCUCGCCUGAAUGGGUGCUAUGACCGCCAAAGGCAACGGGAUUCUAUGCCCUGGGCCGGAUCUGUGUCUUUGAUUGGAUCCCACAUUGAAAAUUCCAUGAUGACGCGGCUGAACAAGUCGAAUAUUCGUGGAUGGUCUCACUUCCUCAAUCGUUGCUUUGCUGCUUUAUUGCUAAGCCUUGCAUUGCCUGAAGGAUUAACCGCUGAGCCUUGUUUCGUCCAAGUGGCUGUGGCGAUGCUCCGUUGCAACGCCAAAUGGCGCAUCUCCAGGCUAGACUUGUCAGCUCUAGUUGUCAGAUAGAUCCUUGCAGAUCGGUGUAGCUAGUAUGAUGAGUACUCUGUACGCCGAGUAAUCCUCAGCCACGUACGAGGUGCAAGACUCUGGAGGAGAGGUACCAUUCUUUUAGCUCAAGCGGUUCUAGACUGGCCAUCGGCUAUUCUCGCUUGUCUUCGCGGACACUGUCCCUUUCACAAGGAAGUUUGAUACAGCAUUUCUGCCACCGCGUUGACGUCGACAUCUGCGCCACAUUACUC